Mycena indigotica is the source of this 1098-nucleotide messenger RNA. RefSeq names its product SOR-SNZ domain-containing protein. Gene Ontology annotation, biological process: pyridoxal 5'-phosphate biosynthetic process; pyridoxine biosynthetic process; amino acid metabolic process. The transcript has 11 exons. The record is from RefSeq and is a predicted model, not a curated record. NCBI's taxonomy places the organism in Eukaryota, Fungi, Basidiomycota, Agaricomycetes, Agaricales, Mycenaceae. Gene Ontology annotation, molecular function: amine-lyase activity. The coding region runs from base 1 to 1098 and encodes 365 amino acids.
AUGAGUAUACACCCGAUUUUUCGGCUGAACAACGGUAUUUUAAGUCGUCCUUCCGCUUGUCCUUCCGAGUCCCGACGUCACGCGUUACACUUCUCAUUCGGUGACUCAAUUUCAAUGGCCACACCAAGUUCGACUACCACGACAGCGCCGACCCCAGCAGCCGCCAAUGGGACUAGUACGGCUCCACCACGGGCCACCCGGGAAGGUGGCGGCAAUAGCUCGAUAGGAACGUUUGGGGUGAAAUCGGGCCUCGCUCAAAUGCUCAAAGGAGGUGUGAUCAUGGAUGUCGUUAAUGCUCAGCAGGCCCGCAUCGCUGAGGAAGCAGGAGCUUGUGCAGUCAUGGCUCUUGAACGCGUACCGGCUGAUAUUCGUGUCGAAGGAGGCGUCGCGAGAAUGAGUGAUCCCGCUCUGAUCAAGGAGAUCUGUGCUGCUGUUACGAUACCUGUUAUGGCCAAGGUUCGCAUCGGCCACUUUGUUGAGGCACAAAUACUGCAAUCCAUCGGGGUGGACUACAUCGACGAAUCAGAGGUGCUCACCCCGGCUGACGAGGAGAUGCACAUCAACAAACACAACUUCAAAAUUCCGUUUGUCUGUGGCGCGAGAAAUCUUGGAGAAGCACUCCGACGCGUCGCUGAAGGCGCUGCUUUCAUCCGUACAAAAGGCGAAGCUGGAACUGGUAACGUAGUUGAAGCAGUCAGACACUCGCGCGCUGUGAACGCCGAAAUUCGCAAAGCAAGCGUUAUGACCGAAGAAGAGCUCUAUGUGUAUGCCAAAGAAAUUCAAGCGCCUUUCCACUUGCUCAAGGAGACGGCUCGACUGAAACGUCUGCCUGUUGUCAGCUUUGCCGCUGGAGGAGUGGCGACACCUGCUGAUGCUGCAAUGAUGAUGCAGCUUGGCUGCGAUGGAGUCUUCGUUGGAUCGGGCAUCUUCAAAUCAGGAGACCCAGCCAAACGCGCUCGAGCUAUCGUCCAAGCCGUUACCCACUAUAACAAUCCUAAAAUACUCGCCGAGGUUUCAGAAAAUUUGGGCGAGCCAAUGGUCGGACUCAACAUCGAUGACAAACUCAAGGGUGGACGGCUGGCUGAGCGUGGCUGGUAG